Anopheles funestus (African malaria mosquito) is the source of this 1392-nucleotide messenger RNA. Its product is annotated as elongin-C. The coding region runs from base 261 to 608 and encodes 115 amino acids. Gene Ontology annotation, biological process: ubiquitin-dependent protein catabolic process. The record is from RefSeq and is a predicted model, not a curated record. Lineage: Eukaryota; Metazoa; Arthropoda; Insecta; Diptera; Culicidae. Gene Ontology annotation, cellular component: elongin complex. Gene Ontology annotation, molecular function: protein-macromolecule adaptor activity. The transcript is spliced from 3 exons.
UUUAAUUUACGUCAAAUAAAAACAACAUAUUGCCACCACUCUUCCUCUCCAAAAUCUUCCCGAAGAUCCAUUGUUGAUUCCGGUUCGCUUUUUCUGUGCGUGCAUUUACUUGUGUGUGCAAAUAAAACAUAUUAAUUAAUAAACUCCCUAGAAAGCUGUGCGGCUGUGCUGAUUGCGUUUUAGGUACUACCGUCUUUUCAUUGUGUUCUAUUGUGCAGUUUCCUGCAUCCUCUACCGCAGCGAAACAGAUCCAGAACGACAUGGAGGAACGCACCGGAACAGAAAGAAUUUAUGGUGGAUGUGAAGGACCGGAUGCAAUGUACGUGAAGCUCAUCUCGUCCGAUGGACACGAGUUUAUUGUGAAGCGAGAACACGCACUAACGUCCGGCACGAUCAAGGCCAUGCUCUCCGGUCCGGGCCAGUUUGCGGAGAAUGAAGCGAAUGAAGUAAACUUUAGAGAAAUACCCUCACACGUCCUCGAGAAAGUCUGCAUGUACUUUACCUACAAGGUACGAUACACAAAUAGCUCGACGGAAAUACCGGAGUUUCCAAUCGCUCCGGAGAUUGCAUUGGAGCUACUGAUGGCCGCUAACUUUCUCGACUGCUAGGAGCUAGUGUUAAGGUGUAAUUUGGUUUCCCAUGUUUUUUGUUUUGUUUUGUUUGUAUAUAUUAGGACCCUUGAAAGAUAAAACUACACUGAUAACAUCUAGAUCCUUACAGAAGUACGGAAGAAAGCAAAUGGAGUGCCCACAAUGUGCAUUUUAUACUCAAACCGAUUAAUUAAUCGUUCGUAGUGAUCAAAAGCCUUAGCAUAAAGAUGUUGCAUGUUUCACAGAACUCUCUUGCUCUGCAAUAGUUGGAGGAUCGCUUUCUCAAGUGGAUAAAUUCAAACGCAAAUGUCGUCCUGUUCCGCUUUUUUAUUUUAUUUUUUCAUGUUUACAAUCGCCUUGUUUCCAGCAAAUUUCCAACAACAAAAGCAAUGUCUGUAACACUUAUUUCACGGUAGGGAAUAUCUAAAGAAUGUAUCAUUUCAUUUACAAGCAGAAUGUUACAUGUAGCCAACGAAAAAAUGCAACAUCUGGGUAUAAAACUCCUUUCGAGCUAGGAAAUGGACAGUUUUGUUGUAAGAAAUAUGAAAAGCAAGUGUGAAAAAUGAAACUUUUACCGUAACGUUUGCAGCUAAACUUUCAGAGGUAGGCAAGUCGGUCACUCUCUAUCAUGCUCGCUUGUUUUGCCUCACCAGACAAAAGAAGGAUCCCAAAAAGACCAGAAAUGUGUGUUUCUGUAUAAAAGAUAAUGUUUUUUUUUGUUAUUUCAUCUUUUAUUGUUAUUUUCUUCUAUUCGUACUACGAUAAAUAAUAAAAAAAGGAAAUUUGGUAAAGGAAGCGAAUA